UGAGUGAUCCACGUGAUGUUUUCAGCUACCUACCCUUCAAUAUUCACUCUUCUCUUCUCAUAUAAAACCAUCUCACCCCAUGCAUCUUUCAACCACAACUCUCUUUCAACCCUUUCCUUUUCUACUGUUACUUCUGUAAACCGACUGAGUUCUUCUGCUACCAAAAACAUCAAGAUGGUUAGUGUGUCUGAAAUUCGCAAGGCACAGAGGGCAGAAGGACCUGCAACUAUCUUGGCGAUUGGCACUGCUAAUCCGGCUAACUGUGUUGAACAAAGCACAUAUCCUGAUUUUUACUUUAAGAUCACUAACAGUGAGCACAAAACUGUUCUCAAAGAGAAAUUCCAACGCAUGUGUGAUAAAUCUAUGAUUAAGAGAAGAUACAUGUAUCUAACUGAAGAGAUUUUGAAAGAAAAUCCUAGUCUUUGUGAAUAUAUGGCACCUUCAUUGGAUGCUAGGCAAGACAUGGUGGUGGUAGAGGUCCCUAGACUUGGGAAGGAGGCUGCUGUGAAGGCUAUAAAAGAAUGGGGUCAACCAAAAUCCAAGAUUACUCACUUAAUCUUUUGCACCACAAGUGGAGUGGACAUGCCUGGUGCUGAUUACCAACUUACCAAACUCUUAGGUCUUCGUCCAUAUGUGAAGAGGUACAUGAUGUACCAACAAGGGUGCUUUGCUGGUGGCACGGUGCUCCGUUUGGCUAAGGACUUGGCUGAGAACAACAAAGGCGCUAGAGUGUUGGUUGUUUGUUCAGAAGUCACUGCAGUUACAUUCCGUGGUCCUAGUGAUACUCACUUGGACAGUCUAGUUGGACAAGCUUUAUUCGGAGAUGGAGCUGCUGCACUCAUUGUUGGUUCUGACCCUGUACCAGAAAUCGAGAAGCCUAUCUUUGAGAUGGUUUGGACUGCACAAACAAUUGCUCCAGACAGUGAAGGUGCGAUCGAUGGUCAUCUUCGUGAAGCUGGACUAACAUUUCAUCUUCUUAAAGAUGUUCCCGGGAUUGUUUCAAAGAACAUCAACAAAGCACUGGUUGAGGCAUUCCAACCUUUAAACAUUGAUGAUUAUAACUCAAUCUUUUGGAUUGCUCAUCCUGGUGGACCUGCAAUUCUAGACCAAGUUGAGCAAAAGUUAGGGUUAAAACCUGAAAAGAUGAGGGCCACAAGAGAAAUACUAAGUGAAUAUGGUAACAUGUCAAGUGCAUGUGUGUUGUUCAUCUUAGAUGAGAUGCGUAAGAAAUCAGCUAAAGAUGGACUUAAGACUACUGGAGAAGGGCUUGACUGGGGUGUGUUGUUUGGAUUCGGACCUGGACUUACCAUUGAAACUGUUGUUCUCCAUAGCGUGGCUAUUUGAGAUGCUUGCUUGUUUUUAUUUCAUUCUAUUUUUUUUUUAAUCUUGUCUGAAUUUUCUUGUAAUGAUAAAUAUCAAUUUCAAUAUGUAUCAACAAUAAUAUGUAUCAACAAUGUUAAAAUAUAUAUAUACCAUAUUAUUAAUAUC
Molecule: messenger RNA, 1488 nt
Organism: Vicia villosa (hairy vetch)
Lineage: Eukaryota; Viridiplantae; Streptophyta; Magnoliopsida; Fabales; Fabaceae
Product: chalcone synthase 6-like
Exons: 3
Coding region: 16-1344 (442 amino acids)
Biological process (GO): polyketide biosynthetic process
Molecular function (GO): acyltransferase activity, transferring groups other than amino-acyl groups
Source: RefSeq, a predicted model, not a curated record